UGACACUAUUCCACUCGGCACCAACGUCACAGGCCUACGCCAACCUCUGUUAGUGCAAGGGAACAAGCAGCACUCUUGCAUUGCGAAGCGGAAUCCGAACAGUGCAAUAACAAGCGCGACGAAGGCGCUGACAUGGAUAGUACAGGCCGGGUGCAGACGCUGAGCGUGAACCUAUCCAGCGAUAGGUCCGCGCCUCGAACCAGAAACGUCUAAGGCAGAGUCGGCGGGCUGAAACCGGAGCGAGACAAACUCAGAACGCGGGGGACGGAAACGCUGACGCCACACACAACGUCGCGUCAGAGGGUGCGACAGUUGCGCAGGAACGCGGUACGGGCUCCGUCCUGCUGUGCACUCGAUACCUGUGAUGAGGGGAAAUCACACGCCAGCGGGCUCUGCCCCUCGACGCAGGCCGCAGACACAGGCCAACCAGGCCCUGGAGAGCACCCUGCUGUUCAAGCCCUCAAGGAUGUCGAGAAAGGAUCCGUGAACAUCUCGGUGAACAUGCGGCCACUACUAUGUGCUUUGCGCGUCGGUGUCUCUGUGCUGUCGAGCACAGAGAUGCUGGCGACCCCAGACGAUGUCCUCUACUUUCUGGCGGAAGCCGCUCCGAAUGCCACUAAACGACUAAUCGAAGCGGCCAUGAGCGCGGAUCCCGAAUCUGCUGGCUCACAAGCGGCUAAGAUGGUCGAUAUGCACCGCAAGGCGUACGGCCGCACCUUCAAGAAGCGUGUGGCGGGAGGUUAUGAGAGAGUCGCUGACCUACUAUAGCGAGAGAAUCGGGCGCUGGCGGGUUUGCGGAACAACUUCCCAAUCUGUGAAUUGGAUGCUCACGGACGACCGAGGCCAAAGGUCGGACCAGCAUGGGGAGGAGUUAGGCAUGGCAUCGCGUUCGAGCAGAUGCAACAGCAAGGAUCAAUGGCAACGGAGGACGGGACGAACAACACAGCCGGCGAGGGGUGCGAAAGUGAGCCUGGACAAGGAGAUAUGGCUGCUGUGGAGUGUGACAGCCUGGUAGAUGGUGCCACUGAGGGAGCGUGCCAUGCUAACGCGGAUGCUGGAAUGUCCUCAUACCCCCCAAGUGUGGGGAUCCCAGGUGUGCAGUAGCGAAUGGCACAUGCUUUGUAGGUGGUGCCUUGGGGGGCACGCACCAUGGAUGUGCGGGUGCUGUACCAGUACCGCAGACGCACUGUGGAGUCUCUGUCCCUCUUCGUGGUGGGGAGGUCUUAGGUGCAGACGCUCUGCAUAACCACUUGGGACCACCUCCCUUUGGCGGUGCAGCUCAGUCGGCCGCAAGGUGGGCGAGUUGCAUACCAUCAUCGAGUGCGAGGGAUAAGGUCCCUCGGUAUUGGCCCAAGUUCCCAACUAUGGAUGCCAUUGCUGUAAAACUGAGGGGUUUGCAGGGGCGAGAUGGAGUUGAAGUCAUGGAAGUUCUCCUGGGCUUCGGUGGGAAUGUUUUGGCGAUGUGAGGACUGCUCGCAUGGGGUUGAGUUCUGGUCGUGCACCAGUAGGACCAUUGAUAAGGCACGCGCAACUGGGGGCCUGCGGAUGCCCAUACUGCAGUCCAAGUAUGUGGGGGCGUUCACCCUAGCCGGUAUGGGAUAUCAGCAGAUGUCGGAGUUUAGUCGCAACUUCGGGAUUCCCACACCUGCGAAGGCCACUUUCUACGAGUAUCUAGGGGCUGAUAAUGGGUUGUGGAACGCGAUACUUCGAGAGGCGGAUAGGUCGAUGGAGUCAGUACGCGGUGAGAUGAGCGCACGCGAGAAACCGGGAGAAUGGGUUACAGCUGAUGGCCGGUGGUCUCAUGUGCGAGAGGGAGAGUGGUGCACAGUAUCAUUCAUGGACAUACCAUCGCGCAAGAUCCUCUACUGUUGUACAACGAGGAAAAGGGUGCACGAUGACUCUUAAGUUAGGUUGGAGAGGAAAGCAUUCGACCUAGGUGUCGAUGAGCUGGCUGCGAAGGGGUUUUUGGUCGAAGGUAUUAUUUCGGAUCAGGGCACAACUUUCAGGGGCGCGGCUACUGACCGCAACCUGAAUCAUCAAGUGGAUUGGUGGCAUGUAA
Closterium sp. NIES-67 is the source of this 2059-nucleotide messenger RNA. NCBI's taxonomy places the organism in Eukaryota, Viridiplantae, Streptophyta, Zygnematophyceae, Desmidiales, Closteriaceae. The record is from the annotation of a GenBank genome assembly.